CAAUGACUCCUAGAACUCAGAAUUUUCUACCAUGUAAUCAUUUGAACACAUCUUUAUCUCAAAAGACAAUCAUGCAUUAUGUUUUCUACCUCUAACUAUAGAGCUAUUACAGUCUGCUGGGAGUACAGAGAGCAAACUGAAUGAUCAGUGUUGGUGACGUAGGAAGCUGUGUUCAUCUGAUUCUCAUGUCAUGGAAUUGAAUAGAAUAGAAUAGCCAGUCGUGUUACUGCCACCAUCAGGAAGAAAACACAAACUACCACCUGCUGCCGAGAGACGAUUGGUCAAGAGUCAACCAGGAGCCAUCCGAAAGCAGGUCUGAAUGAAUGAGAAGCUGCUGGAACACAGCUGUCAGUGUUCUAGAGGAUCCAUGAAGAAGGAAGUUCUUCCUCUAGAAGCAGAACCUUAAACUCAUCACACAGACGGAGUAAAGUUCUGAGAUCAGAUGGAACAAAACCUGAAGGUUUUAACCCUAAAACCAUCAGCAGAAGGUUGAUCUUGGACACAGUUGAAUGUUUCAACCAGACAAUGAGUCCAAACACACAUCAGACGUGGUAAAGAAAUGGUUCCAUCAGGCUGGAAUGAAGGUUCUAGAAUGAAGGUUCUAGACUGUGCUCCUCAAAGUCCUGACUUAGACCCAUCAAGAACCUGAAGAACCAAGGCAGAAAGACAACUGUUGUUGAACUGAACCAGUUCUGUCCAGAAGAGCCGAACUGAGGUGAAAAUGACAAAUUUAACCAAAUAUUAACAUUUGUGUUUGUAUAUUUAUGAUCCAGCAGAUUUAGGUUUAUUUCCAGAAGACCAAUAUUAAAUCUAUGAAAGAACCAAUACAUGAUUGUAUUUAUACUGACAGGACAUCUAUCUCCAGAUAGUUUCACCUGGACUUCUGAUCUGGACCUCAGAAAAAAAUACCUGGUAAAUGAUCUGAAACAAUCAAAUAAACGCUCGAACCCUGACCACAACGUUUUUCUUCCAGACACACUCGGAUCUCUGAACACAGCAGCUGCAGGGAUAUUUCAUGAGAACAUGUUCUGUAGCACCUGACGUGACGUUCUUGUUGUUUUUCAGACCGUCUGUUUCUUCACACACCCUCGCCAUCGGUCCUCACAGAGACCAACAAACACACAGCAGGCUAAUGUGUCAUCAUGCAGUCUGAGCAGCUGCCGGCUGAUUGGAUGGUCGGAAUGGAUCAGCCUCAUAGAUCCAAAAACGUUAUUGAUCUGCAGUGCUUUGAUUGACAGAUCAUUGCUGUUUGUGAUCUUGUUCUCCAUCAAAAAGAUAAGUCUAGAAAAAAUGUUUGAAUAUAAAAUAUUCCAGCAGCUGUUGUCUUUCAAAUAUUCUGUGUCCUGAAAUCCCUGCUUAGCUCCGAGAAGCAAAAAUCUUAAAUCUCUUUAAGAACCAUUUCUUUCAAUGGUCCCUUAAAGAACCCUCAAGGUGCUUCAAGAAACAUCAAAAAGUGCUCUAAAGAGCUUCUGUCAACAAAAAAUUCUCUAAGGAACUACUUUACAAGUAGUCCUUUAUAUUCUUUUUAACCAUCUGAACUCAGAAAAACACAGGUGUUAAAAUCAAAGAUGAUUCUUUACAGUGAAGCCAUAGAGGAAGCAUUUUUAGUUCCAUAAAGAAAAUUUGGUUAAAAAAAAAAAAAAGAAUGGUCUUUGUCAACUCAGAUGGUUCUACUUCGAUAACCUUGGUCAGGAACAACAGGAAUGCACCGGCAUGUCAGAUGAACUUUGUUCUGUGUUGUAAAAACCUGCUUUAGUCUUCGUUUGUUGACUCCGUCCUUCUGGCUGCACAACCUCCAGGAACCUGCUCCUUCUUUUCUGACUUUGGUUCUGCUGGACUCCUGGGUUCAGAGGUCUACUGGAUCCUUCUCAGUUAAAGACAGGUUUUCUUCCAGUGCUGCUCCACAAACCAGCAGCAGGAACCAGCGCCUUUAUCAAUUUUUAAUUCUGCAGCAAACACAAGAACGAGAGGUUAGAGACGUUCUGAACCGGUCUCAAGAAUCUGACGUCUUUGUUUGUCAGAACAUCCAGGAACUACAGGUGAUCUACAAAAUGAAACAGGAAGAGGCUCCACCUGGUGGAACAACCAGGAACUACAGCUGAUCGACAUCUACUGCCAUCAUGGAGAGAAACAGGUUUACUGCAGUACAUCCUACCAUCUAGUACUACAUUUACCGCUACAUUUACCCUCUAGCACUACAUCUAGAUAGGGUUCUACUGGAGCUUUACUACAAAGUUCUACUUCCAGACUGGAGGCAGAAAUGCAGUUUUUCUGAAUCAUUCCAAAAAUAUUCAGUUCCUCUGGACUGAUCUGAAUCCUUAAAGCGUUUUAUCUGGAAAAUGGGUCCGAUCAGCCCUGGUUACCUCUGUGUGUGUGUGUGUGUGUGUGUGUGUGUGUGUGUGUGUGUGUGUGUGUGUGUGUGUGUGUGUGUGUGUGUGUGUGUGUGUGUGUGUCAAUCAGCAGUAAGUGGAGUGUGUUUCUGCAUGACGACGAGACGAUUGGCCGCCUGCAGUAGAUCAAUACAGCGAUCAAUAAAUGGAUGUUGAGAUCCAACAGGUCAUUAUGAGUUACAGUGAACCAAGAGCAACAUUUGGUUAGAACACACACUCCACCUUUAUAUUAACCUCCGUCUCCACCUCUAUCUCCUCCUCCACCUAUGUCUGUCUCUAUCUCCACUUCUAUUUGCGCCUCCACCUCUGUCUCCCCCUCCAUCUCCGCUUCCACCCGUCCUUCUGACCCUCCACCUGCCUCCAUCAGUGUGAUGGUGUUAAACUGAAUUAUGUGUCAUAUUUCAGCUGUCAGGUUGAGUUUCAGAGUCUAAGUGUGUCAGUAAACUGAUCUAAUGACCGGAUCCUGGAACUCACUUCAGCACUUUAACGCUUUACUGACUGUUUUCAUUGUAGUUCUUCUUCCACCAAGACAGAAAAAUACGUUUGGCAGCGAAGACAUUCAGCAUUUCACACAUAUGAAAAACUGAACAGACAUGACCAGCUGGACAGACCCACACUGUUAGCACAAAGGCUGGAAACAGGUGGGAACUGUUAGCCUAGCUAAGCACAAAGGCUGCAAACAGGUGGGAACUGUUAGCCUAGCUAAGCACAAAGGCUGCAAACAGGUGGGAACUGUUAGCCUAGCUUAGCACAAAGGCUGCAAACAGGUGGGAACUGUUAGCCUAGCUAAGCACAAAGGCUGCAAACAGGUGGGAACUGUUAGCCUAGCUUAGCACAAAGGCUGCAAACAGGUGGGAACUGUUAGCCUAGCUAAGCACAAAGGCUGCAAACAGGUGGGAACUGUUAGCCUAGCUUAGCACAAAGGCUGCAAACAGGUGGGAACUGUUAGCCUAGCUAAGCACAAAGGCUGCAAACAGGUGGGAACUGUUAGCCUAGCUUAGCACAAAGGCUGCAAACAGGUGGGAACUGUUAGCCUAGCUAAGCACAAAGGCUGGAAACCGGUGGGAACUGUUAGCCUAGCUAAGCACAAAGGCUGCAAACAGGUGGGAACUGUUAGCCUAGCUUAGCACAAAGGCUGCAAACAGGUGGGAACUGUUAGCCUAGCUUAGCACAAAGGCUGCAAACAGGUGGGAACUGUUAGCCUAGCUUAGCACAAAGGCUGCAAACAGGUGGGAACUGUUAGCCUAGCUUAGCACAAAGGCUGGAAACCGGUGGGAACUGUUAGCCUAGCUUAGCACAAAGGCUGGAAACCGGUGGGAACUGUUAGCCUAGCUUAGCACAAAGGCUGCAAACAGGUGGGAACUGUUAGCCUAGCUAAGCACAAAGGCUGGAAACCGGUGGGAACUGUUAGCCUAGCUAAGCACAAAGGCUGCAAACAGGUGGGAACUGUUAGCCUAGCUUAGCACAAAGGCUGGAAACAGGUGGGAACUGUUAGCCUAGCUAAGCACAAAGGCUGGAAACCGGUGGGAACUGUUAGCCUAGCUUAGCACAAAGGUUGGAAACAGGUGGGAACUGUAAGCUUAGCUUAGCACAAAGGCCGGAAACAGGUGGGAACUGUAAGCUUAGCACAAAGGCUGGAAACAGGUGGGAACUGUAAGCUUAGCACAAAGGCUGGAAACAGGUGGGAACUGUCAGCCUAGCUUAGCAUAAAGACGUAACACAAAGGAAAACAGCUAGCCUAGCUUAGCGUAACGACUGGAAGCAGAGGAAAACUGCUAGCUUAGCAUAAAGAUUUCAGACAGAAGAAAACAGCUAGCCUAGCUUAGCAUAAAGGUUGGAAACAGGUGGGAACUGUUAGUCUAGCUUAGCACAAAGGCUGGAAACAGGUGGGAAUUGUUAGCCUAGCUUACCACAAAGGCCGGAAACAGGUGGGAACUAUUAGGCUAGCUUAGCAUAAAGACGUAAAGCAGAGGAAAACAGCUAGCCUAGCUUAGCAUAAAGACAAUAAGCAGAAGAAAACAGCUCGCCUAGCUUAACAUAAAAACAUUAAGCAGAGGAAAACAGCUAGCAUAGCUUAGCAGAACUCUGCAGUGUAUCGUGGAUCAACAGAUGACCAUCACAAAUUACUGAUUUACUGAAGGAAACUAAAGUCAGAUUCUCAGGCAGCUUCUGCCUGACGGAUGAUCGAUGAUUUCACAGCAUUUAACUUAAUAUUAAUUAAUUUAACGUCUACAGCGAGGAGUUUAACCUCAGAAACCAAAGGAAUAUUCUUCCCUCAUCGUGCCACUCUGUAAAGCUCAGUGUUGUGUGUGAAUCACGCAGACCAUCGAUGCAGAGGAAGCAUGAAGUGUUGCUCAUAACAGCAGAUAUCAUCUAUUGAUCAGCUGCUCUGCAGGAGCCAAUCAGCUGUCAGUCUGGGUAAGUAAAUUAAAGUGUGAGGCCCCCGGGGCUUAACAAAGGAGGAGGCUACAGCUGUGGCCGAUCGAUGACGAGGGAGGAGACAGAAGCACUCCCUGCUGCUCACAGAGACACAGCAGCAUGAGACUGAGCAGAGAACCUUGAGAGAACCCUGAGAGAACACAGAGAGAACCCUGUGCAGCUGAAAGCUCUACUGGAACGUUCCUUCAGACCUCCGGAGGACGAUGCCGUUGAACCUGGGGAGGCUGCUGAUGCUGGUGGUGGUCAUGGUGACGCUGGUCCCAGAUGAAGCAGCCAGAGUGGUCAGCGGUCAGACGGUGUGUAUGGGCGGUCCCGAGAGUCCGUGCUAUAAGAUGGCGUAUUUCCAGGACGUGUCGAGCCGUGUGGCCUUCAGGGAGGCAGUCCAGGCCUGUGAGAUGGACGGAGGAUCGCUGCUCAGCAUCCAGAGUCCUACAGAGCAGAGAGACAUCGAAAACCUUCUGCAGGAGCUGCGUUCAGGUGCGGUGGGCGGAGCCUCAGCUGGCAGAGGAGGGAUCUCUGACGGAGAUUUCUGGAUCGGGCUGACCCGUGUGGAUCAAACUGAACCCAGCAACUCCUUCACUUCCUGUCCACAGCUGUACCAGUGGACGGACGGUAGCGUGGCCACCUUCAGGAACUGGUACCUGGACGAGCCGUCCUGCGGCGGCGAGGCGUGCGUCGUCAUGUACCAUCAGCCCACUGCACUGCCUGGUCUGGGCGGGGCUUAUCUCUAUCAAUGGAACGACGACCGCUGCAACAUGAAGCACAACUUCAUCUGUAAAUACGAACCAGAGAGCCACCUGUUGAAUGAACACAGCAACUCACCUGGAGGGAGGGACACAGUGACUGCAGGUGGAGGUGUGGUCACUCAGUCUGCAGGUGAGGAGGUUCCCUCUGAGGUCACCACAGCUGGAGCUUCAGGCAUGCUGCUGCUCUACGUCGUCAUCCCGACCAUCCCGUUGCUGCUGCUCAUCCUGGUGGCUUCUGGGACUUGUUGUUUUCAGAGGAUCAGCAGAAGUGACCCCCAAACCAAGACCGCCACCGACCAAUCAACCCUGUGGAUCUCCAGGACGGCCAAACCCAACGGCAUGGAGGUCUGACAUCACAGUCACAACACGACGCUGCACACAGCUCGCCCAAUCACCGUCGUCAUCACGUGGUGAUGUCAUCAAAGGCUGUAUUUGGACUUUCAUUCAGAACUGCUGAUCAAGUGUUGAAGUUCAUUUCCCAUCGUUCCUUUCCUCUCUGAGAUCUGGUUUCAGUCUUUCUCAUGUUUCUGCUCUCAUCAUUAUUUCACUCGUUCUUCCCUUCUCUUCCUUUUUUGCUCUUUGUCACUUCUGUUCUGCUGGUAGAAUGUGUUGAUAGAUGUUCAUGAAGGACUCACUACAGGGGGCGGGGUCAUCAUCUGGGAGGAGUCACUACAGGGGGCGGGGUCAUCAUCUGGGAGGAGUCACUACAGGGGCGGGGUCAUCAUCUGGGAGGAGUCACUACAGGGGCGGGGUCAUCAUCUGGGAGGACUCACUACAGGGGGCGGGGUCAUCAUCGGGGAGGAGCCACUGCAGUGGGCGGGGUCAUCAUCUGGGACGAGUCACUACAGGGGGCGGGGUCAUCAUCGGUGAGGAGCCACUACAGGGGGCGGGGUCAUCAUCUGGGAGGAGUCACUACAGGGGGCGGGGUCAUCAUCUGGGAGGAGUCACUACAGGAGGCGGGGUCAUCAUCUGGGAGGAGUCACUACAGGGGGCGGGGUCAUCAUCUGGGAGGAGUCACUACAGGGGGCGGGGUCAUCAUCUGGGAGGAGCCACUACAGGGGACGGGGUCAUCAUCUGGGAGGAGCCACUGCAGUGGGCGGGGUCAUCAUCUGGGACGAGUCACUACAGGGGGCGGGGUCAUCAUCUGGGACGAGUCACUACAGGGGGCGGGGUCAUCAUCUGGGAGGAGUCACUACAGGGGGCGGGGUCAUCAUCUGGGACGAGUCACUACAGGGGGCGGGGUCAUCAUCUGGGAGGAGUCACUACAGGGGGCGGGGUCAUCAUCUGGGACGAGUCACUACAGGGGGUUAGUUUGGUUGGCCAGUGAGGAGCAGCAGGUCUGCAUGAUGUUUUCUAGAUCACAUGAGCUGACAAAACGAAAACAUGAAGAAAGAGUCGGAUUAAUUUCAAAUCUGAGGAGCUCAGUCAAAAAACCUCAAGAUCAACUUUUAACUGUUGAAAAUAACUGAUGGAUGUUAAUGAUUAAUCAUUCAAUUACUGUUAUUAAUUUAUAAUAUAUUAAACAAUGAGGCAGAAGGUCAUGAAUUUGAGAAGAAUCAUAGAUCAGCUGUAGUUCCUGGUUGUGGGUUCCAGGUGGCGCCUCUUCCUGGUUAAUCCUGUAGAGACCAGAGGAGGCUUCAGGUUAAAGCAGAGAGCAUUGUGGGAGUUUAGCUGGUAAAGGGGCACCAUGACAAAGACUAAUGAGGAGCUUAAUGAUCAAUCAAUGCUUUCCAAACCUUCUAGCAGCCGUUCAAACAACAACACAGCUGUUCUGCUAUGAAUGUACUGAUGGUCCCUGAACACCUCAUUAGCUCAGCAUUUGCUAAUGGAUAGACCCAAUGUUUACAGACGGUCCCUGAACGCCUCACAGUGCAGACUGAUGCUGCUCAGAGGCGUGAGGAAAACUUUGAACAGAGUCAGAUAAAGCCAGCGGCGUAACGGACGCGGGGUACGCAUGGGACAUGUCCCCCGCACUUUCCACAUCUGUCCCCUCUGUCCCCCGCACUUUUUUCAGCCGUUACAACAGCUAAACCCGUUAUUAGCAUCCAGUAUCGUGUUUUCCCGAGCCGUCUUUGAAUGCACCAUGAGCGCAUGCUAACGCAGGUGUUCCACAGGAGACGUGCUGCUGUGCUGAGCAGUGCUGAACGUGCGUCUGGAGUAAUGUUUAGCAAACCAGCCAGAGCUAGCAAGAAGCAAAAAACUUUACACAGUUCUUUCCAAACAAACCGUGUAAGUUGUGUGACCUUGUUGGAUGCAAACAAUGUUAGACUUGUUCGCUAAAUGAUGACAAGGUAAAACGUGGCGAUAUAUCAAUAUGUUAAGCUAGUUAAUAAUAAUUUAAAUGUUGCCUCUGUUACAUUACUGCUAAUUAGUUUAUUCUUGGAAUAAACCCAGUCCUCUUUCAUUUCUGGGCAGAAGAUGUGCUCACAAUUGCUCUCCAUGUAUUUAAGUCUUUUGGUCCCAAAAGAGGAGAGUCAGAGAGGAGAAAAAAGAAUAGGCUAUCUAUGGUAUAAAUUUACAACUAUUUUUACUGCUUCUCUUUCUAAUUCUAUCUCAGAAUUUUGAUUUUCAGAUUUUUUUAAUGAUUAUUUCCAUAACAAAGAGCAGAGUCAGGCAGGAGAUGGACCAGAGGCAGUAAUGUGACCAUGCAGGGUCUGCAGAGGUGAAAAAAAAAAAUGUAUCUAUGGGUUAAAGUGAUUUUGAGGUUAAAUUCUACUGCAAUUUUUACUCUUCCUAAUGCUAUUUCAGAAUUUUUCUUACCACAUUUUUUAUGUUUAUUGCCAUAACAGAAAGAGCAGAGUCAGGGAGGAGAUGGAUCAGAGGCCAGCAGCAGGGACAAGGAUGUAGGGUCUUUACAGCCACAAUACUGAGCCAGCUGUUCUGCCUCACCGGUUCCUGCCUGAACUCUGACCAUCAGGACCUCCAUCUCUGAAGGCUCUUUACUCAGUUUGAGGAUAAAUAGAGACCUCACACCAGCUCCCAGGUUCAAACAUGCUGGAGGUCACCAGGACAGAACGUCACGGAUAGAAAAAUGUAUGAAAUGUAGUUUUAUUGCUUGAUAACCCAAAACUUGUUGAAUAUUUGCAUCUUUGUACUAGCACACAGCUGAUGGGAUGUUGUUUAUUCUGCAGAUACAGCACUGUAAAUAAUCACGGUUUCCAUCAUUGAUCAAUGUGUUGAUUAUUUUUUUAUUGAUGGAAAGAUUCCAGGAUUAAAAUCUGCAUCUUCAGAUGUUUUGUUUAGUUUGGUCGACAGUCUGAAACCCAGAGGAAUCAGAAAACAUUGACUGCUGCAAACCUAAUCUGGUUGGUUGACUGAUUGAUGACUGUGGGUGUUUCUAGCCGUUAGUGUUGGGUUUACUGAGCUGCUGGCGCCCCCUGCAGGAUCUCUGCUCUCCUCCUCUUUAUCUGAGAAACUAAUAAAAAUGUUGAACUUGUUGUGGAUCAAAGCUUGCCAGUAGAACGUGGAUGUGCUGAUUGUGUUUUCCAUGUCCUGAUCCUGUUGUCAGAAUAUAAAGCAGAUCUCAGUGUCUGAAAUGUGCCUUCAGAACCCUGACUGUGUUCUCAGUGGAUUCAUUAAACGUUUGCUGAAAACAUGUUUGUUCUGCAGCUCAAACUAA
Messenger RNA from Acanthochromis polyacanthus (spiny chromis), 9194 nucleotides. RefSeq names its product chondrolectin (gene chodl). The transcript is spliced from 9 exons. The record is from RefSeq and is a predicted model, not a curated record. Gene Ontology annotation, biological process: positive regulation of axonogenesis. Gene Ontology annotation, cellular component: cytoplasm. Bases 5033 to 5926 code for a protein of 297 amino acids. Lineage: Eukaryota; Metazoa; Chordata; Actinopteri; Pomacentridae.